Molecule: messenger RNA, 1914 nt
Organism: Fonsecaea erecta
Lineage: Eukaryota; Fungi; Ascomycota; Eurotiomycetes; Chaetothyriales; Herpotrichiellaceae
Exons: 1
Coding region: 1-1914 (637 amino acids)
Molecular function (GO): protein binding
Source: RefSeq, a predicted model, not a curated record
AUGUCUAAAGGCGUGGACUCUUUCCAAGAUGAAUGGCAAUCGGGUCGAGGUUACUUGCCCGAGGAACAGACCCCUCCUCAGGGCCUCCGUGACUCCAUCGGACCAGCGUUAUCGGGCUUGACGAGCAGCAGCAGUCCAGGGACUAGUGGUAUCCGCUCCACCUCAAUACCGGAUUGGAGUAUUUCGGCCUCGACCGAUCAGUUCCCGCCACCGUUAUCUAGCCUUUCGUUCGAUCGCGACUCCAAUCGGCGGACGGUCACACUUCCAACACCAGUGCGGCAUUAUAGAAAUUCAUUCUAUCUUGGACCUGCCCCCCGACUGUCGAGAUCCAUCACGGAUACCGCAAAUGAGCCUGACACUACUGAUUUCCCCCCAACGCAGCACAACAGACUCGAUAUACCGGGCAAUUUGAGACACUUGCCAGAUGGAACAGCAACACCUGCGUCGGACAGUUUCGUAAGAAGCCUUGUCGCCAGUGUCGCCGAGAUCGUCGAGGCAUCGUCGGCCCAGCAAGAGGCCUCGACGUCACGGCCCGAGACCGUCGCUGCACGUCCAUUCGUUCCAGUGCCCGUGGAUCGAGACGAUACGAGUGGGAGUACGCUAUUGGCCGAAAGCAAACAAACCAAAGGGAAACACAAAAGAGCAGAUGACGAAGAUGGUGGUCAUGGCCCGUGGCCAAAAAACCCGGCCAACAUCAAAAAGAAAAGGAAGCCCCAACCAAUUCUGGCCUCCAGAGCUCCGAAGAUGAGUCAUCGGCCUGGUCGGAAAUAUGAAAUGCAGUGGCGCCUUGGCCAGGCACCGACAGCUGGCAUCAAAGACACAAAAGAGCAGUCCAACUUUGAACGCGUGCUGACUGCCAUUUCGAGCUAUCACCGGGGUAACGCAGGUGAUAUUUGGAAGAGGGCCAUGCUUCGAAAUGCCGCCGAGUUCGAUGGGAACGGCCUCUGUGAGGCUAUCGCCGUCUCGGUCAUGCUAGCGGCAGGCUUCAUCUCCGCCGGCCAGUCCGAGAUUGCCAGCCAAGCCCUGAGUCGAAUUCUACCGCUUUCCAGAGUCAUGUUGUUGAGCCAACACCCACAGGUGUGCUUUUACCUCACUGAGAUCAGCAUGGACACUUCGACCAACGUAUCUGGAAGUCUACGGGCGUCAUUCAAGAAUUACCUAGCACCUCUGGCUGUCCACAUGCUCGGGGAACGCCAUCCCUUAUCUAUUCUCCUCGGGACGCCGUUGACGGUUGAACAGAAGGUGAGACUCCGACGGGAGGGGCAGCGAGUGGCGCAUGAGGAGCACGUCCGGGCUUUUGGGACCUACUCCUAUCAAACCCUGCUGCACCUGUGGUACUGGGCUCGACUUACUGCUGCGUCGGGCGACACUGCAGAAUCGGUCCGGAUGUUUGAGGGUUUGAUCCAGAUGUGGGAGCAGGUGUACUCGGCCAACUCCGCCGUGGCCAUUGCUGCCAUUAUUGAGCAAGCCCGCGUGAUGCUCGCCGCGGGUGACGCCAGCAUCAAGGUUGAAUGCCUCCUCGCUGACGCCCUGCGGCGGAACGAAGUGCUGAGCUCGGGCCAGGCGCUGCAGCCACAGUUUCUGGACGUGGCCGAGUCGAGGCUGCGCGGGAGCAGCCUCAUCUUCUCUCGACUGGCGGCGUUCCGGUGUUUGGGGCGUUUGCACCUCAUGAGGAACAGUCUCGGCAACGCCAUGUCCUGUUUCCAGCAAGCGCUGGACCUCGCCGAGUCGAAUCUCGCCGAAGAAUCGUCGGUGAGGAAGAUGUGCCAGACGGACCUGGCCGCCGUGAAAAUGAUCCAACUGGAGCAAGCGAUGGGGGGCUUGACACUGACAGACCCGAUGAGCCGACUUCCUCCCAUCACGAGUAUCAUUCCCCUGGCCCCAGUGGAGAUGACGGGGACGAAGAUACCAUAA